Molecule: messenger RNA, 2191 nt
Organism: Amaranthus tricolor (Joseph's coat)
Lineage: Eukaryota; Viridiplantae; Streptophyta; Magnoliopsida; Caryophyllales; Amaranthaceae
Product: pyruvate kinase isozyme G, chloroplastic-like
Exons: 12
Coding region: 133-1884 (583 amino acids)
Biological process (GO): glycolytic process
Cellular component (GO): chloroplast stroma; cytoplasm
Molecular function (GO): pyruvate kinase activity; potassium ion binding; magnesium ion binding
Source: RefSeq, a predicted model, not a curated record
AUAUCAUUAGCAUUAGAAUUAGCAUAUCACUACUCUCAAAAACCCUCUUAUUCAAUUUCUCUCACUACUUUGCCUCAGGAGUUCCGCCUGUCUCUUUCACCACUUUCAUUCUCUUCUCUCUCCUCUGUUUUCAUGGCGUCCAUGAAUAUGAAUCUUUCCUCGCAAAUGUCGCUGUUGAAAGCUGAUGCUUACAAACUCGUUUCUGAUCGUCACCUUUCGAAUUCUAAUGUAGUUUUCCUCAAUGGAUGUAGUAACAUUAUCAGUUCUAGUAAUGUUAAGAUUAGAAAUAGGAAUAGUGGAAAACGAUGCGUUUUAAAGGAUGUUUUUGUUGUUCGGUCUGUUAAGGUUACUGAACCUUCUCCUAGCUUGGAUUCACCUAAUGGCUCCUUCUCUCCUGGUCCUUUCGAGCUUCAGUCAAGUGAUUACCUUGUGACUCGAUCAAAAUCCACUCCAAAUGCUUGGCGAAAAACAAAAAUAGUUUGCACAAUUGGUCCUUCUACUAGCACUCGCGAAAUGAUAUGGAAACUAGCAGAAGAAGGAAUGAAUGUGGCACGAUUAAAUAUGUCACAUGGAGACCAUGCAUCUCAUCUGAAAACCAUUGAAUUCGUCAGAGAAUACAAUGCUCAGUUUAAUGACAAGGUUAUCUCUAUAAUGUUGGAUACCAAGGGUCCUGAAGUUCGAAGUGGAGACGUACCUAGACCAAUCCUACUUAAAGAGGGACACGAGUUCAAUUUUACCAUCCAAAGAGGUGUAAGCACACAUGAUACCGUGAGUGUCAAUUAUGACGACUUUGUUAAUGAUGUGGAGGUUGGAGAUAUGCUUCUAGUUGAUGGUGGAAUGAUGUCACUUGUUGUGAAAUCAAAGACAAAAGACACUGUCAAAUGCGAGGUAAUUGAUGGCGGUGAGCUUAAAUCUAGGCGACAUUUGAAUGUGCGUGGCAAAAGUGCAAAUCUCCCAUCAAUAACCGACAAAGACUGGGAGGAUAUUAAGUUUGGAGUUGACAAUCAAGUUGAUUUCUAUGCUGUUUCCUUUGUGAAAGAUGCUAAAGUAGUUCAUGAAUUGAAAAAUUACCUUAAAAGCUGCAAUGCAGAUAUUCAUGUUAUAGUAAAAAUCGAAAGUGCAGAUUCCAUUCCAAACCUUCAUUCGAUAAUUUCGGCAUCAGAUGGGGCAAUGGUUGCUCGUGGAGAUCUUGGAGCUGAGCUUCCUAUAGAGGAUGUGCCUAUAUUGCAGGAGGAAAUCAUUAAGAGAUGUCACAGCAUGCAUAAACCAGUUAUUGUAGCGACUAAUAUGCUAGAGAGCAUGAUUGAUCAUCCCACACCUACGAGGGCAGAAGUUUCUGAUAUUGCAAUCGCUGUUAGAGAAGGUUCUGAUGCGAUUAUGCUUUCUGGAGAAACUGCUCAUGGAAAGUACCCCUUGAAGGCUGUAAAGGUGAUGCAUAGUGUAGCUCUGAGGACUGAGUCGAGUUUAAAACCCACUAAUGAUAGUCCUCCUGUGCCAUCGAGUGUGUACAAGAGUCAUAUGGGCGUGAUGUUUGCUUUCCAUGCAACUACAAUGGCCAACACGCUUGGUACUCCAGUCAUUGUAUUCACAAGAUCAGGAUCCAUGGCUAUUCUUUUGAGCCAUUUUCGACCGUCUUCAACAAUCUUUGCCUUCACUAAUGAGCAAAGGGUAAAGCAGAGGCUGACUUUAUAUCACGGUGUGAUGCCCAUAUAUAUGGACUUUUCAGAUGAUGCUGAGGAAACAUUUUCCCGAGCUUUGCAUUUAUUGAUGAGCAAGGCACUAUUAAAAGAGGGACAGCAUGUUACACUGGUCCAGAGUGGAGCACAACCUAUCUGGCGUGAAGAAUCCACUCAUCACAUACAAGUCCGUAAAGUCAAAGGGUAACAUGUUCUGUACAUGCUGUUCUUUACUUGAUGCUGGAAUUACGGAGGUACUGGAUUCUGGAUAGUAUAAGGUCCUAUUUAUUUAAUAGCACACUUCAAAAUUUUCAUACAUAGGUUUGAAAGAAAUUUCUACAUUUGCAAAUCUUUUAGCAGAUGUUUUGCUUUUGGUUUGACUGUUGAAUGUUGAGUUAUUUAAUUAUACAGAAGUAGCUUGGUAUCUACAAAUUUCUUUUUGGCAUGUACUGGAUUGUAAAUUUAUUUGUAGCUGUAAUAAUGACUCUUAGCAAUUUCAGAAAUAGCUUUUUUUA